Lagopus muta (rock ptarmigan) is the source of this 3156-nucleotide messenger RNA. It is a transcript of the gene ZGPAT, whose product is annotated as zinc finger CCCH-type and G-patch domain containing. Gene Ontology annotation, cellular component: nucleus. Bases 320 to 1945 code for a protein of 541 amino acids. Gene Ontology annotation, molecular function: DNA-binding transcription factor activity, RNA polymerase II-specific; metal ion binding; RNA polymerase II cis-regulatory region sequence-specific DNA binding. NCBI's taxonomy places the organism in Eukaryota, Metazoa, Chordata, Aves, Galliformes, Phasianidae. Gene Ontology annotation, biological process: negative regulation of DNA-templated transcription; regulation of transcription by RNA polymerase II. The record is from RefSeq and is a predicted model, not a curated record. The transcript has 6 exons.
GCGUCAGCUGGAGGAGCCGGAAGUGGCUGUCCAGAGGGGCGGAAGUGAGGGGAGUGUCAUGGCGGCGGUACCGCGGUGGUGCGGGAGCUGAGCGGGGAGGUCUGGGCUGCGGCCGUGAGAGAGCCCGGCGGCUCCACUGGCCUCCGGCUGCACGGGGACGGGAUAGGGUAGAGCAGUCCCGAGCUGCCCGGGGGCCCUGACGCACCGCCGGCCGUUUGUGUGCUGCGGGAAUUUCGCCGGGUUGCUUUACGUAUGAUUCUGGGGCAUGUUCUGAGUUCCCGGAAAGGACACGGUUAAACACUCCUUUCUUUUAGUCGGAAUGGAUGAAGAGAGCCUGGAAGCAGCGAUCCAGGCCUACAACGCCCAGCUGCAGCAGGUAGAGCUGGCGCUGGGGGCGGGCCAGGACCCCUCGCAGCAGUCGGACCUGAUUCAGUUGCAAGAAGACUUAAAGCAGCUGAUAGAACUGACCGAGUCCAGCCUGGUGGCUGUCAAAAAGAGCAAGCUGUUGGCUGCCUUAGAUACAAAUACCUCCUCCUCAUCCCCCCAAGUAAGUGCCCCGGAGCAGCAUGUGAACCCCAACAGUUCUGCCCAGGAUGAGGAGUAUGCUGCCUUCAAGGAAGCCAUUGCUGAGCUUGGAACUGAUGAUGAGAUUUCAGCUGAUAACAGCGAGAGAUCUUCAAAGGGAAAUGAAGAAAGCAAGGAGAAAAGUGGAUUGAAGUGCAGUGAAGAGGAGGAAGAGUCUGACAGGGAGGAGGAGGAGGAAUUGAGUGGGAUGAAGGUUAAAGCACCGUACUACAGUUCUUGGGGGACGCUGGAGUACCAUAAUGCCAUGAUUGUGGGGACAGAAUACUUGGAAGAUGGCAGUGCGGGUGUCAGAGUGCUGUAUCUCUAUCCAACUCACAAGUCCCUGAAGCCGUGCCCGUUCUUCUUGGAUGACAAGUGCAGAUUUAAAGAGAACUGUCGGUUUUCACAUGGCCAGGUGGUCUCUGUGGAGGAGCUUCAGCCAUUUCAGGAGCCCAAUCUGAGCACCCUGGAGGUGGGCUCUGCCUGCCUGGCGAAACACAGCGAUGGGAUAUGGUACACUGCAAAAAUAACUGAUAUUGACAGUGGCUACUACACUGUGAAGUUUGAUUCCCUGCUGCUAAAGGAAGCUGUUGUGGAAGGAGACAGUAUAAUUCCCCCACUACGAAGUGAAGAUGGUGCCUCAUCUGCUGAAUCUGAUGAAGACAGUGUUGAUGAUUCUGGUUAUGCUAAAGUGAUUGAUUCUGGGGUUCCAGAGAAUGGAGAAUGGGCUCCUGCAUGCAGUUCCUCUUUCGGUGGCUGGGAAGCCCACACUCGUGGCAUUGGCUCCAAACUGCUUGUUCAGAUGGGAUACGAGUUUGGGAAAGGGCUGGGGAAGAAUUCUGAGGGCCGAGUGGAGCCGGUGCAGGCGGUGGUACUUCCUCGAGGGAAGUCCCUUGACCAGUGUGCUGAGGUGCUUCAGAGGAAGAAACAGGGGAGGCUGGACCCUGGCAGUUCGAAGAAAUCCCGAGCAAAGGGAAAUAACAGCAGGAGAUCCCCUGCAGGCAGCCGCAAGCCACCCCACAACGUGUUUGACUUUCUGAAUGAGAAACUGCGAGGGAAGAGCGCUGGGGAGAGGGCUGGAGGUGUGACACUGCCAGAGAGGAAAAGCAAAGAGAUCUACCAUGCUAGCAAGAGCACCAAGAAGGCCCUGAGCGUCCGCCUCUUCCAGACGAUGGAGAAGAUUGAACAAACACAGAAGGAUAUCAAAGGAAUCCAGCAGGCCCUGGCACGCAAUAUUGGGCGGCACAGCGUUGCUACUGCUCAGCUGGAGGAGAAGCUGGCUAAUGCACACAAGCAGCUGGGGCAGCUGCAGGCCCAGGAAGCCAGUCUGCAGCGGGAGCAGAAGAAAGCAGAUACACAUAAGAAGAUGACUGAAUUCUAGUCUCUGAGGAAGGUGUUUGACUGAAGUGGUUAUCCUUCUAGCCGACCCUUGUGCUCAUGGCCUCAAAGCCCUGGUGAGCUAUCCUGCUUCUCUGGGUCUCAGGCUGCAUUCCAAGUCCAAAAACUGGGCUGAAAAGCACCAGUUCCUGAAACUGGAUGCUGCUGAGCUCUGCCGGGAAGAGGAUGAGCCCACGUCCAUCCAGCCUUGAAGUUUGUAUAAGGACUAGCUACAAGAAACACAAUUCUCUGCUAUCUUGCACACUUCUUUCCUCUCAUCACUGCAGUAGCUGGAGUGUGUAGCUGCUCAGAUGAUAACAUUGCUGGCUACGAACCAGAUGAGGAGGGCCUCUGAAAGCCCCACAUCCUGCCAUCGGUUGUGGCUUGUGUUUGCAGCCAACUGAUGAACACAAGUGGAGGCAGGGUCCCAGGCACAUUCUGGCAGAGCAGAAAAGGCAUAUGCUAGUUGAAAACAACAAAGGCAAAUUGCUUCAGCUGCUCUCUACCUUCUGUUCUUUGCUAUGGGGUUUAUCUGAGAACUCUUAAAUAAAGAGCAGUUUCUCAUCAACCUAGUGUAAUGCAUAGGCAGAAAACUGGCAGCUUAGGGGUGGGUACUAGGGGCCUCAAGCGUCGUAUUUCUUCAGUUUGACUGUAAGAGUAUCCCUAAGGCAUGCUGUAGCCUAACUGAUUGACUUGGCAUGGGGAACUGCGUGGUUCCAUGAGUGCCAGAGCUGGGGGAGCAUGACAGCAGAGUAACAGAUUCUCAAACCUCCUAGCCAGGAUCAACACUACAGGGAGCCUUGAGCUUCUGUUGUUACUUGAGUUUUUCAGUCUUAGGUGGCUCUCUGAAUGCAGAUCCUUCAUUAAGAAACCUCAGGACCCAGUCUCAGGUCAGACUGUGCCCUGAACGAGCACAAGGACCAGGAGGUGUGUGUGUGCUGAGCACACAGCCCUGCCUGGGAGCAGCCAGGUGAGGUGCCCUUCCCUGCUGCGUGGUCAGUCCUCUCCCAGGAGGGAUGUCCUCUCCCCAAGGUUGUAUUCUCUGUUGGCUGCAGCUGGCCCUUGCCCCAGAGGAGAGAUGGUGAUUUCAUCAGACCCUCUUUCUGGUGGGAUUUGUGCAUUGUAAUUGUGUUGUUUUUAAAAAAAAAAGAAUUGUUAGUGAUUUCAUGCCAGUAUCUUAAGAACACAUUUUUUUCUUAAUUAAAAAAAAAAUAA